Messenger RNA from Pseudopipra pipra, 1798 nucleotides. RefSeq names its product NSE1 homolog, SMC5-SMC6 complex component (gene NSMCE1). Gene Ontology annotation, biological process: double-strand break repair via homologous recombination. Gene Ontology annotation, molecular function: ubiquitin-protein transferase activity. The transcript has 9 exons. The coding region runs from base 617 to 1609 and encodes 330 amino acids. Lineage: Eukaryota; Metazoa; Chordata; Aves; Passeriformes; Pipridae. The record is from RefSeq and is a predicted model, not a curated record. Gene Ontology annotation, cellular component: nucleus; Smc5-Smc6 complex.
CGGCCCGCAAUGCCCGGAGCUCUGCGGGGCUGGGCAUGGCCGGGAGCGCAGCCCGGGGCGGGCGGGGCUGUCCCGCAGCACGGCCGGCGGGAAGGGCAUUUCGGGGAGUUACACCAGUUCUGGCCAGAGCAUUGCAAAAGGAGCGCCCGAGUUAAACAGCAUCGAGGAAGGAGAAGCGCACCUGCCCGUGGGCUUGGAACGGAGCUGCCCACCCGGGAGGGGCCCCGGGACCCCCUCCCGACCAAGGGACCCUGCGGAGCUCCGGGGGAGCACGGAGAGAUCGCCUUUCCUUCCCAGCCCCUGCGCGGAGGAAAACACAGACCACACAAAGGGCGCGCCAGACGAAGAUAACGAGAAGGAGCCGGUCCGGCCGCCAGACGUACCUUGCCCUGUCCGGCUCCCGCGCCAGGCCCCGCGCCAGGCCCCGCGCCAGGCCCCGCGCCAGGCCCCGCUCCAGUCCGGGGCGACCCCGGCCCCGCACACGGACCCGCUCCAGCCCGGGGCGACCCCGGCCCCGCACACGGCGCUGCCCCGGCCCCGGCACGGCCCGAACCGCCCCCGCGAGGCGCGUCCGGGGCGGGGCCUGACCAGGGGCGGGGCCCGACCGGGAAGGGGCAUGAUCGGGGCGGGGCCGGAAAGGGAGGGACCGGCAAGGGAGGGGGCGGGGACUGAUCGGGGCGGAGCCAUCGAUGGCAGGCGCACGCAGAGAUCGCCGAGCUGUCGAGCAGGGGCAGCCUUCCGGAACCUCAGAGCUGGUCACCAUCUGCAUUCUGAGGACGAUCUGGGGAUCUGCUCUUUUGCCCUCAUUCAAUCACGUGAAGCCUGGUGGGACACUGCGAUGGCGGCUCAGAUGACUGAUGCUCAUCGGCGGUUCUUGCAGGUUCUGAUGUCUAAGGGGAUAACAGAAGGAUCAGAGGCCAGGAAAUUACACCACCACUGCUGUGAAACUGAUAAAGUUUACUACGCACACGAUAAACUGGACGAUUUCAUCAGCACUAUUAACAGGCACCUGCAGCCUUUGUUUAUGCAGGUCAGGAAAGGAAUGUCAGAAGAGGAUGGGAGAGCACAUUAUGCUGUAGUGAAUUUGGCAGAAACUGAAAUAACUAAAAUGGCAUCUGACUAUACGGAAAUUGAAUUAGAGUUGUUCAGAAAAACAAUGGACCUAAUCAUUUUAUCAGAAAAUGGCUUUGCCUCAUCUACAGAUAUUUUAAACUUGGCUGACAAACUUAAGACAAAGAAAAUGAAGAAAAAGGAAGCAGAACAAGUGCUGAAAGUUUUUGUGGAGGAUAAGUGGCUCUCUGAGAAAAAUGGAGAAUAUACUCUGCAUACUCGUUGCAUAAUUGAAAUGGAACAGUACAUUCUCAGCAACUACCAGGACAUGGCAAGGAAAUGUAACAUCUGUCACAGCCUCGCAGUCCAGGACAGAUUUUUUUUAAUCAUCACUCCUGGAUUUCAGAGCCAAGUAUGUGAAUCCUGUGGAAUUGGAAUGCAUUUACCUUGCGUCAGAAAGUACUUCAAAGCUCAGACUGAACCCCGUUGUCCGAAGUGUAAUGAAUUCUGGUCUUGUGACAUCCCAGGUAUGAGUCGGAUGACCUCCCAGUCACCAUAGAGCUCCGUUCUCAGCCCUAGAUGAUGCCAGUAGAACUUGCUGUCAGUGACAGCUGUUUUCACUCACUCUGGCAGAACAGCUAGACUGUGUUUUAUUCAUUAGUAACAGUGGCCAGUGUACUUAUUUUCUGAAGUUCUAAGAAUCUUAUAAUAAAACUAUUGUUGACCUUCCUGUUCUCCUUCACAGUAA